Musa acuminata AAA Group (dessert banana) is the source of this 2381-nucleotide messenger RNA. RefSeq lists its product as uncharacterized. NCBI's taxonomy places the organism in Eukaryota, Viridiplantae, Streptophyta, Magnoliopsida, Zingiberales, Musaceae. The transcript has 8 exons. The coding region runs from base 65 to 1726 and encodes 553 amino acids. The record is from RefSeq and is a predicted model, not a curated record. Gene Ontology annotation, molecular function: microtubule binding.
UUCUAUUUCCUCCCCCAUAUCGUUUCCUCUCGCGAACAACCAUGAAUUAGGUUUCUCGACAACCAUGGAAAGGUUCCCUCUCAUCGACGUCCCGUCGGAGGACGAUCGCGUCUCCUCGUCCUCCUCUUGCGAUGUCUCCGUCCACCAAAGCACGUCAGUGAUUGCUGGUUCUGAGUAUGGCAAGAGUCAAGAGAAAAUGAGCAAGCAAAUGAAACAAGCUCUCCAGUCAGUAGAAUCCUCGGAGCAAAAACAAUUAAAGACCAGCAAACAUUACUUGCGGAACAGUUUAGAUUGGGAUAGAGAUUUUCUUACAAGUGAAGGUGUUCUGAAUAAUGAAGAAUUGGCCAUCAUAAACAGUACAUUCAAGAAGAGUGAAGCAUGUUCACUUCCUAUAAUUACAGAAGAAGCAAAAAAAACAACAGAAUUAAACUCAUAUUUAGAUAAUGAUAGAUGGGCUUUGGAAAAGCUUGAGGUAGAUUUGUUUAAAAAUGUACAAACUUCCAAUCAAAAGACUCCUGGUACUGGUGAAAAAGCUUUGAAAUUGGCACAUCCCAGCAAGAAAAUUAAUCCAGCGAAGGGAAGGGCACUGCCCAAUAAAUCACCGGUGAAGUCUGAACCAUCUCGUCACAAUAAGAAGAAGUCUCCCGUGACAUCGGAGAGGCACGGUGUUAGCAACCAUCUCCAUAAGCAUGAUUCUAGAGGGGCCACUGUUGUUACAGAUGUGGCUGUUGAUGGAAUUACUAGUUCGAGGACAGUGUCAAAGCCACCAAGAGUUUUGUCCAGAGCAACUGUACAAAUGGUGCCAGCCAAGACGACUUUGGUUCCUGCAAAAACCCAAAUAAGAACCAGUAAUACAAAAGAAAAACCAGGCAAUGUGGUAAUGCCAAAAUCUGUUGUGGUUUCCAAGAAAAUGAAUGAAGGUUCUUCCAGUGGCAAUUCUAAGUCCUCCCAACCAUCAAAAACGACUUUGACUUUGGUCAGAAAUUCAGUGGACAAAAAUCUUAAAUCUCCUUCGGACAUAACAAGGAUGAGUAGUACAUCUAGAGCUACCAAUCGCUCCUCAUCUGGAUUAAUCACUAAUACAGCAUCUAUGAGGACAAGCAGAACUAAAACUGUCGGUAGAAGUGCAAGUAAUUCUACAGUAUCUUCAAAUUCUGCUGUGAAGUUAACUUCAAGUACACCAAGUAGCUCUUUUGACAGUGCUACUUCGGGAUCAUUUUCAUCAACGCGCUUUGCUGUGAAAUCAGCAAUCUAUAGCAUUGAAACCGGUUCUCCAUCCUUGUCAUUGGAAAGUGCUGACAAUGAUAGAGUUCAUUCGGCAGGUUGCAGUUCAUGCCUCAGAUCCGAAGAUCAUGGGGACCAGUCUUCCAAACCGCAUGCUACGAAAAAUACUCCAGAUGAUGAAGUAACAUCUAAGCCAUCCAGAGGGGAUCAUCCAAGAAGCUCCACUAACAAUAACUCUGCAACAAAAUGCUGCAGAUCUCCAGUGAAGAAACCAUUAACCACACAGACUAGCAAGCAGCCCAGUUUUCUGAAAGCCACCGCCGGAGCCUCCAAGACUGAUUCAGUGAAUAAACUAAAACACGAUACAAUUCAGCAUACUACACCUGGGACUCGAAACAGAGCCCUCAAUUCUGGUUCUUCACAAACUCAUUCUGCUGCUCUUACUCGUAACCGGAAGCACAGAUCCCAAUCUCUUGAAAAUCUACCGAAGCUUGCUGAAUAGAAUGACUUUACUGGUUUAUCUGAAGCACAGCCAAAAUUAUGCCCCAUCACUGCUUGAGGAUUUCUGCCCCUCAAAAGAUGGUCCCGUGGUCCCGUUCAAGGUUUCUGAAAUAGCAAAAGAAGUUGCCGGUCAAGCUUAAUGGUGUGGAUUCCAAGUGCGAAUGAGCAAGGUGGUCAUCCGCGUCCAAAGCGUAUGACAGAUAUUCCUAACAACGGAGCAAUGGUUUUGAUCGAUAGAAGUUCUUACCUUACCGAGAAAUCCCGUUCCUUGUCUGGGUGGACAGGUAACAUGUAAUUGGGAAAGUUAUCACGCUGGAAUUCACCUGUCAUGGAUAUUGAUAAGGAAAAUAUUGUUCCUGCAGAAUGAACAGAUGGGCCGAGCAAAAACCUCAGGACACAGAGCGGUGAAAGAAAUGGCUGAAAACUAGUGCUGCUCUCAACUUAGAGACACAAGGAAUCUGAGUUAUGGACAUUCAGCAUUAUCUGAAUCAUCUUUUUUAUGGUCGUCCACUGAUGAGAACUAAAAAGUUUCAUGAUGUUCUGCGAAGAUGGAGGACAGAUAUUUUGCUUCUUUGUCUUUUGUGAUUGAAUUGCAGCUUGGUCUGACCAAAAUUUUUUCCCAUCUUUAUGGAUUCUAAUUGGAUGUAACUUGAAUU